Danio aesculapii is the source of this 855-nucleotide messenger RNA. RefSeq lists its product as uncharacterized. The record is from RefSeq and is a predicted model, not a curated record. The coding region runs from base 67 to 687 and encodes 206 amino acids. Lineage: Eukaryota; Metazoa; Chordata; Actinopteri; Cypriniformes; Danionidae. The transcript has 4 exons.
AGUACUGAUGAAGAAUCUUGAUGAUUUUAUCUUGUAGAUCUGCUUAUAUGGUGUCAAGCUGCACAUAUGUUAACAGAUCAACAAACACAUUUGGGACAAAAUGUCACCAUAAACUGUGAUCUUGUUGAAACUGAGGUUUAUUGGUUUUUACUGAAUCUUCAAUAUUCAGCCCUGAUAUUACGCUCGUUCACAACGCCAUUUUACUACAAUGAGCGAUUCAGACAAAAAUAUUCAGUGAACUCUAGUCGUCUAUUAAUAAAUAAUGUCACCGCUGAUGAAUUAGGAGUUUAUUACUGCAUAAGCACAGAUACAGAACCAAAAUUCAGCAACGGCACCAAACUGUACAUCACCGAAGAAACUCCACAAAUCGAGUGCCAGAAUAAUACAGUAGUGCAGUUCAUCCAGCAGAAUCAGAAAUCAUGGCUGGCUCUGACCCUCAUGCCUGGUCUGCUGAUUGUUGUUUUGGUCAUUGUGAUCAUAGGAUACGUGAAGGUUGAUGGCUGUAGAAAUAGGAUAGCAGAACAAAACACUGGUGUACAGAUAACACAAGUUACCCAACAUGAUCCAGAGCAAAACCAAAUACAGGAUGUUGAGGUGGACACUCCCAUGCUGAGUAAUAAUCCUCCCACCCCUGUAAACAGCAGCUAUGUUGCAUUACAGCUGCCAAAACCACAAACACACGCGUAAAACUGACCUACAUGGCAUUCUUGCAGAAACUUGUGAAACUGUGGUUGUCGAAGCAUACAUGUAGCUGAUCGUUGUGUGUUCAAGCACAUCUGUCUGCACCUUAACCCAGUGAAGUUGUGUUUUGCAAAUGCUAGACAAAGAUUUGUUUUAGUUUUUUACCAAAUGAUG